This is a messenger RNA of Aspergillus saccharolyticus JOP 1030-1, 2247 nucleotides long. RefSeq names its product transcription factor domain-containing protein. The coding region runs from base 1 to 2247 and encodes 748 amino acids. Gene Ontology annotation, biological process: positive regulation of transcription from RNA polymerase II promoter by galactose; DNA-templated transcription. Gene Ontology annotation, cellular component: nucleus. NCBI's taxonomy places the organism in Eukaryota, Fungi, Ascomycota, Eurotiomycetes, Eurotiales, Aspergillaceae. The transcript has 6 exons. Gene Ontology annotation, molecular function: RNA polymerase II cis-regulatory region sequence-specific DNA binding; zinc ion binding; DNA-binding transcription factor activity, RNA polymerase II-specific. The record is from RefSeq and is a predicted model, not a curated record.
AUGGCAACAGAGUCUCCCCAGACUGAGAUUUUACCACCUCAGCCGGAUUCCACGGACCAGAACGAAGCUCCGACUACCGAGACAGUGAAGAGAAAAGCGGAACAGGCCAACGGAACGCAUACUCGCACCAAGCGGAAUCGCUACAUCUCUAUCGCAUGCAAUGAAUGUAAACGGCGCAAAAUCAAAUGCAACGGCCAGGUGCCCUGCCAACGUUGUGGGCACCUCAACCUCGAAUGCCGAUAUGCCCCGAACUGCUGCAACAAUACUUUCAAAGAUUCCGAAGAGUUUCGAUCCAUGAAAGACCAGAUCAAGACAUUACAAGAUCAAGUCAAUAGUCUCUUUUCCAACUUGAAGGACUUACGGUCUCAACGUUCGUCUUUAGACUCAUCGGGUUUCGAAGGUUUCUCUCGAGAUGGCUCGCAGUCAGUCUUCACGCCCAUGCAUGCACCGUUGACUAAACCUCGUUCAAAACAUCCUCGCUUUCAGGGCCCUACUAGUUCUGCUUUCAACUUUGAUGUCGCGCGUUCGAGCCUGCAAAAUAUGGGUAUCGCCCCAGCUGAAGAAAUGAUAACAGAUGAUCUCACAACAGCACAUGCCACCCCGGCCGGGUCACCUCCCCAUGUGGGUCAGCUUGUUUCUACGAUACACCCAACCAAAGACCCGAUCUGGGUUAUUAAGCGGGAUGAAGCCCUGCGACUCUGCCAGGUCUAUGAGGAAGAAGUUGGAAUCAUGUACCCUCUCGUAGACAUCGAACAGGUGGCGCAACAAGUUAACCUGCUCUAUACAUUCAUGGAAGCUGCAACUCGUACUGGCUUUGCGCAAAGGGGUCUGCCUGGUACAGAUGGUCUUCAUGACGAUAACACACUUCUUCUGAAGAUGAUCCUUGCUAUUACGUUGGUGAUAGAGGGGGGCGGCCAGAGCGAGCUUGCACGGCGCCUGUACCUGAAUGUGAAGCCGGUUGCGGAAGCCAAAAUCUGGGACUCGUUGGAUAUCAGAACCAUUCAAUUGUAUGGUUUGAUGGCAACAUAUCAUUUUCAUUCAGAUGAUGACGCUAUGGCAUACAGGAUUAUUGGUCUUGCUGCACGUAUGUGUCUCGAAUUGGGUUUACACCGACGAGAUGCUUUGGCCAAAUCAUUUCCCAGCGAGGAUCAGUGGCCUGCCAUCGUAAAGACCUUCUGGUCAGUGUAUAGUCUGGACCGGCGUUGGAGCUUUGGCACAGGGCUGCCUUUUAUUAUACAAGAUGAAGACAUUGAUCCCAGUCUUCCUGAACCGGAUGCAUCUCUGCUGUAUCUCAAAUGUAUGAUAUCGUACAAUCGUAUCAGCUCCAAAAUCUGGUACUCUGGGCUUGGCUCGGAGGGAGCAACUGACAUACGACGCGAUGAGAUUGGCUAUUUGGAUUAUCAGAUUCUACAAUGGUACAAGCAGGUCCCAGAUGGGCUGAAAUUUUAUCCAGUUGAGGUUACAAAGCAUCACCAGGCUGAAUCAACCAGCCGAGGUCUUCGAAGAUUGAGAAUUCUCUUAUAUCUACGAAUGAAUCAGCUUCGAAUCCUCAUCUAUCGGCCAGUGCUGCAUUCCGCGGCAAGCAUCGCGGAAGACAAGGGUCAUGCACAGACUGUGGUGGAUAUCGCCAAAGACACGAUCCGAGUGCUCACCCGGCUCAAUGGGACUUCCGAUAUCUAUCGUACGCAGCAGAUCACUUUCAACUAUUUUCUAGUCGCCGCCUUAGCGGUGCUUUUCCUCGCUGUAUGCCAUGCACCACAUGACUUCAACCGGCAGGUUAGGGACGAGUUUUACAUGGCUCUUGAACUGGUCAGUGUUUUUAGCACCAAAUCCUAUGUCUCCAAGCGACUAUGGAAGACGAUAAAAGGUCUCCGCAAGAUCGGCGAACGACUGGGAGUCAUUGUACGACCCUUUGGAACUGAUUCCAAUGACCCCCAUUCUUCGGCGGCCGUCGCAAUGGCCGGAUUGGCUGGUCAUUCGAUUGAAGAUCUUUCUGUAUACGGACCGGUGAAUAGCGCUGGAGAACUAGGGAACAGCCCGCUGAACGGGCUUCAAAUGAGCCAUGAACUCACAAACCUAUUUGAGGCGGUGGGGGGAUUUGGCAAUUUCAUUAAUUCGGGAGGAGCUUCGGAAAGCCUCAGUGGCUUCAUUGGGCAGGAUGGAGAGAUACAAAACACUGGGGAAGGUUUAUCAGGCGUUUUGGGAGAUGAAGGCGAAUGGUCACGAGUCAUACGAGAUCUAUUUUAG